AUCUAUAUACAUAAAUAAUGUCCUAUUUAGAUAAUGACUGCAGACAGUUACGAACUGUUGAAUUGAUUCCAUUGUUUUGAAAAAGUGCGCAUACGUCUUGGACAUGCGCUGUAUAAAGCAGCUGUUAUUGCUGUUCCUCGCCAUGGUGUGCGCACGUACCGAGGGGCCGUUGUGCUUUGAGUGUGGGGAUGUCCCUGAAGUAUCAACGUGCGAAAAAGUAGUAAGAUGCUAUGAGCGACAGAAGUGUCUCGUUCAGCGUCUACUGACUUCUACUGGCAGAUCUUACUAUAAACUGGGUUGUGCGGACCUGAACAGUUGUAUCAGCAAACAGACAACAUUAGCUUCGAAUCUAAUUGGCAAAAGGCAAACAGAUGGCGACAGUUUAGAAUCCCCGAAUGUGACGUCACAACAGAGAAAGUCUCGCGCUUUAUCGGGCGAUAUCAUAAUAUGCGAUGAAUGCGCCACGGACAUCAAAGAGCAACUAACGAAGUGUGGUUCACAGCCACCAAACGGCAAGCUGUGUUUCAAGUGCGACAACCUCGUGGAUCCGCAUUCUUGUGAUACUGUUAGGCAAUGUAACUCCGAAGAGGAAUGCUUCCUUGGACUGCAGCCUUCGCAUAUUAAUGGAGAGAUGCAUUACUCAAUGGACUGUCGAAGACACUUGGUUUGCCAAGCGCUUCUACAUCUUCAGAGUAACAUAAAUUGCCUGAAGUGCUGCUCGGAGUCGUUCUGCAACUAUGGAGCGUGCGACGCACAUCCAACAACAACAGUUACUACCACUACAACCACAACAACAACAACAACGAAACCAACGACAACAACACCACCAAAACCUGUCGUCGCGGUCAUAGGUCCGUCGACGGCGGAUUACAACAGCAAUGUGACCUUGAAAUGCCAAACUGACGGGUCGGUGGACUCGUAUAUGUGGACAAAAGAUGGGCACGUGCUCUCGAUCUCAACGUCAACGCUGGUCAUUCCGGCACUCAAUUCGUCUACUGCCGGCAGAUACGUGUGUGCAGCCACGAGAUACGGACAAACGGGAAUGGCCGAGUUGAUGCUCCAGAUAACCACAAGACCAGGUCACGUGAUAAAAGUGUCCCAUUACAUCGACAAUGAAGUGUCUGUGUUGUCUUUGAAAUGCAUUACGUCUGGCUACCCCUUCCCUAACAUUCAAUGGAGCUUCGUUGGGACUUCCGGUCCACACGAUAUCACUAAUCUUCCAUUCAACAUGAAGCACUCCUUUGGUAUCAUCUUUGACUAUCGGCCAAGCGUCCACAAUGGCAACUACACGUGCAGAGCCAGCAAUAGUGUUGGUGGAGACUCAAAAACUACUACUGUGCACUAACAACGUGACGAGGUUGGGACAACCUAGACUGGGUUGAUCACUGAAUAAGCUGAUAUGAUGCUGAAUAAAAACAAAUAGCUGAGUCCUGUUUCUAGAUACUAUUUAUUUCAUGAAAAUUAAAACGUUCGACUAGACAAAA
Molecule: messenger RNA, 1484 nt
Organism: Dreissena polymorpha
Lineage: Eukaryota; Metazoa; Mollusca; Bivalvia; Myida; Dreissenidae
Exons: 12
Coding region: 104-1345 (413 amino acids)
Biological process (GO): cell-cell adhesion
Cellular component (GO): cell-cell junction
Molecular function (GO): cell adhesion molecule binding
Source: RefSeq, a predicted model, not a curated record